AUGACUCAAUCAGAGGGUGUGGUGAUCAAGGACCGGAAGAGGAGUCGAAGCAAGCACCAGAAUGGCCACAGCGGUUCAAGCGACGGCAGCGAAGCCGAGACCGCGAGCCAGUCCAGCAAACGAAGCAGCAGAAAGCGCAAGGGUGACGACGAUGCCAAAGUCAACGGCAACCACUCCAAGAAGCAGCGCCGCCCGAGCCUGAGCCAGCCUGCGCGCGACCCCCGAGACACUACGACGUCCAAGUCCAAGAAGAAGUCUUCCAAGCCCAAAUAUGAAGGUCUAGUAACGAGAUCACCGAGCCCGGUGAUUGACUUUGACGGUCUGAGUCGCCCGAGCCUCGGAACCCGUGAACGACUAGACGAGUCCCCCGAGCAGGCCGCAAUCCGCCUCGACAGGAUGAAGGGCGCCGUCCGGACCAUCCUCGAAUGCGUCGGCGAAGACCCCGACCGGCCCGGCGUCCUCGACACCCCGAGACGGUACGCCGAGGCGAUGCUCUUCUUGACCCGCGGCUACCAGCAGAAUGUCAAGGAUAUUGUCAACAAUGCCAUCUUUCAGGAGGGCCACAACGAGAUGGUUAUUGUCAAGGACAUUGAAAUUUUCAGCAUGUGCGAACACCACCUCGUCCCAUUCACCGGCAAGAUGCACAUUGCCUAUAUUCCCAAGAACCAGGUCAUUGGCCUGUCGAAGUUGCCCCGCAUUGCAGAAAUGUUCAGCAGACGUUUCCAGAUCCAGGAGCGUCUGACGAAGGAGGUCGCCUACGCCAUCAUGGAGAUUUUGAAGCCCCAAGGCGUCGCCGUUGUGAUGGAGUCUAGCCAUCUGUGCAUGGUCAUGCGCGGCGUGCAGAAGACGACAGCUAGCACGAUAACUAGCUGCGUGCUCGGGGCUUUCGAGAAGAAGGAGAAGACCCGGAACGAGUUCCUCAGCUUGGUGGGGUUGAAGACAUAG
Molecule: messenger RNA, 945 nt
Organism: Colletotrichum orchidophilum
Lineage: Eukaryota; Fungi; Ascomycota; Sordariomycetes; Glomerellales; Glomerellaceae
Product: GTP cyclohydrolase I
Exons: 3
Coding region: 1-945 (314 amino acids)
Biological process (GO): tetrahydrobiopterin biosynthetic process; tetrahydrofolate biosynthetic process
Cellular component (GO): cytoplasm
Molecular function (GO): GTP cyclohydrolase I activity; zinc ion binding; GTP binding
Source: RefSeq, a predicted model, not a curated record